AGGUGCCGGCGGUGGAAGGGGGAGACGGAGGCAGCGCGAGCGGGAGCGGCCAUGGAUCGCCCAGAGGAGACCCUGCUGUUGGUUGAGCAUCGCUAUGUGUGCUCCGAAUGCAACCACCUCUCGUCCUCAUUGGAAGAUGCUCUCCUGCAUCACCAACAGCAUCUCCUGACCCCGGGGGGGGGGGCAGGACCCGGCCCCCCCCCUGCCCCCCCCACCAUUCCCGAGGUCCCAGCCCCAUCCCAGCAGGAACACCAGUAUGAGGUACUGGGAAUGAGCACAGAGUUCCCAGAGAGCAGCCAGUACCAGUGCCUGGAGUGUGGGCAGCUACUGGUGUCCCCAGGGCAGCUGCUGGAGCACCAGGAGCUGCACCUGAAGCUGCUGGCGCAGGAUCCCGACGGCAUUCCCGUCGGGAAGAGCAUCCCCCCCACCGGGAAUGCCAUUCACUAUGAGUGUGUGGAGUGCAAGGCUCUGUUCAGCAGCCAGGAGCUGUGGUUGGCCCAUCGGCAGAGCCACCAGAGCCAACCCAUCCAGAUCCAGGUGGAUCGGGAGCAUUCCUAUCGGAAGCCGGAGGAGGAGCAGGGUGAGGACGGGAAUGCCACAGUCCAGCUGCUGCUCUAUGAGUGUGGUGAAUGCUUCCAGCUCUUCCAGAGCCCCAAGGACUUCCUGGAGCACCAGGCAGCCCAUUUAGCAUCCCAAUCCCAUGGGAAUGCCGCCUAUGAGGUCAAGGAGGACCCCGACCCCCCCCCUGCGCCCCCCAUAGAGCAUCGCUGCUCCGAGUGCCCGCAGCGCUUCCCGACAUCCCAUCAGCUCCAGUCCCAUCUGCGCUGCCACCGCCUGGGCGCCUUCCAUUGCCCCCUAUGCAGCCGGGUCCUUCCCAGCCCAUCCAGCCUGGAGCAGCACAUCCAAGGGGAUCACGGCGGCGAAUCCCAUUUCCUGUGCCUGGAUUGCGGCUUGGCCUUCGACACCGAAUCCGUCCUGUUAUCCCAUCGCCGAUCCCAUUGUCCCAACCCCCUUCACCGCUGCUCCUGCGGCAAAGCCUUCAUCAACAUGACCAAGUUCCUGUACCACCGCCGCAGCCACGGCCCCGACCCCAAACCGGUGCCGUCGGUGACGCCGGAUCCGGCUCCGGCAUUCCCAUGUACCGCCUGCGCCAAGAGCUUCCCCAAGGCCCAGCAGCUGGCGCGGCACCAGCGCUUCGUGCACCGCCUGGAGCGCCGGCAUCCGUGCCCGGAAUGCGGGAAGCUGUUCAAGAAGAAGUCCCAUGUCCGGAAUCAUCUGUUCACCCACACCGGGGAGAGGCCGUUCCCAUGCCGGGAAUGCCCCAAGAGCUUCAAUUCCCAAGCCAACCUGCUCCGGCACCGCCUGAUCCAUACAGGCGAGCGGCCCUAUGAGUGUGACGUGUGCCACAAGCGCUUCACCCAGUCCUCCACGCUCCGCCAGCACCACUUCAUCCACAGCCGCCGCUAUCCCUACAAGUGUCCGGAGUGUGGGAUCCGCUUCCACCGGCCCUACCGCCUGCUCCUGCACCGCUACCAUCACACCGGAGAGUAUCCCUACAAGUGCCAGGAGUGUGGCAGCUCCUUCCUGCUCCGGCGCCUGCUGGAUGUGCACCAGCUGCUCCAUAGUGGGAAGCAGCCCUACGUGUGCUCCCAAUGCGGAGCCUCCUUCGUGUCGGCGCUGCAGCUGCGGGAGCAUCCCUGCGGGAAGCUGGAAUGUCCCAUCUGCGGCAAGAAAGCCGCGUCCCCCUCCCGCCUCCGCGCGCACCAGAAGCUCCACGGCAUUCCCAACGGCAUUCCCAACGGCAUCCCAUGCCCGUCCCCCCCCCCCCAGCGCCGCCAGGGCCGCAAGAGCUUCCAAUGCCUGGAAUGCCAUAAGCUGUUCAGCACCGAGACCUCUCUGCACGUGCACCGGCGCAUCCACACCGGGGAGCGGCCGUAUCCGUGUCCGGAAUGCGGGAAGGCGUUCCGGCAAUCCACACACCUCAAGGAUCACCGCCGGCUCCAUACCGGGGAGAAGCCAUUCAAGUGUGAGGAGUGUGGUAAAGCCUUUGCCAUCGCCGUGCGGCUGGCCGAGCACCGGCGCAUCCACACCGGGGAGAGGCCCUACCGGUGCCAGCUCUGUGCCAAGGCUUACCGGUCCUUCUCCAACCUAUGGAAGCACCGCAAGCUGCACCGGGAGGCUGAGGGGAAUGGGGGCCCCCAGUGA
Messenger RNA from Melopsittacus undulatus (budgerigar), 2205 nucleotides. RefSeq names its product zinc finger protein 574 (gene ZNF574). The record is from RefSeq and is a predicted model, not a curated record. Gene Ontology annotation, molecular function: DNA-binding transcription factor activity, RNA polymerase II-specific; RNA polymerase II cis-regulatory region sequence-specific DNA binding. Lineage: Eukaryota; Metazoa; Chordata; Aves; Psittaciformes; Psittaculidae. The coding region runs from base 52 to 2205 and encodes 717 amino acids. Gene Ontology annotation, biological process: regulation of transcription by RNA polymerase II. The transcript is spliced from 3 exons. Gene Ontology annotation, cellular component: nucleus.